Pteropus alecto (black flying fox) is the source of this 7732-nucleotide messenger RNA. RefSeq names its product phosphoglucomutase 2 like 1 (gene PGM2L1). NCBI's taxonomy places the organism in Eukaryota, Metazoa, Chordata, Mammalia, Chiroptera, Pteropodidae. The coding region runs from base 327 to 2195 and encodes 622 amino acids. Gene Ontology annotation, molecular function: intramolecular phosphotransferase activity; glucose-1,6-bisphosphate synthase activity. The record is from RefSeq and is a predicted model, not a curated record. Gene Ontology annotation, biological process: carbohydrate metabolic process. The transcript is spliced from 14 exons.
GGUGGCCAGGGCGGCGGCGGCGGCAGCGGCCACGGCCAAGACCAGACAUCUGGGACUGUUGUUGUUUUCUCGCGGCGGGACCGCCUCAGUCGGUUCACCCAGAGAGAGACCAGGAGCUGGUCUGGUGAGAAGCGGGCGGCCGCAUCUCCCUUCUCUCCUGCUUCCCCAAAGCCGCGGCAGAAGCUGGCGCAAACAUCCUAUGGUUGGUUUCUGAUGCCCUUCAGUGAGAAGGGGGCGUCGGGACCGUGGUGAGCGCACCUCAGGGCCCCCCUCAACUCGGUGUCUUCGUCGGCCUCCCCCUGGCCUGCACACCCAGUGUGGCUGCUAUGGCUGAAAACGCAGAAGGAGACCUGAACUCCAACCUGCUCCACGCCUCCUACCACACCGGGGACCCUCAGCUAGACACGGCCAUUGGGCAGUGGCUCCGUUGGGAUAAGAAUCCCAAAACAAAAGAGCAAAUUGAAAAUCUGUUACGGAAUGGAAUGAACAAGGAACUGCGAGAUCGUCUUUGUUGCCGAAUGACUUUUGGGACUGCAGGACUUCGCUCUGCCAUGGGGGCAGGAUUUUGCUAUAUUAAUGAUCUUACAGUAAUACAAUCAACACAGGGGAUGUACAAAUACCUUGAAAGAUGUUUCUCAGACUUCAAGCAGAGAGGCUUUGUCGUUGGGUAUGAUACCCGGGGGCAAGUAACUAGCAGCUGCAGCAGCCAGAGGCUUGCUAAACUCACUGCUGCAGUGUUACUGGCCAGAGAUGUUCCUGUGUACCUUUUCUCAAGAUACGUCCCUACACCUUUUGUACCAUAUGCAGUCCAGGAGCUUAAAGCAGUUGCUGGUGUGAUGAUAACUGCAUCUCACAACCGCAAAGAAGACAAUGGUUAUAAGGUUUAUUGGGAAACAGGUGCUCAGAUUACAUCUCCUCAUGAUAAAGAAAUUCUGAAAUGUAUAGAAGAAUGUGUGGAACCCUGGAAUGGUUCCUGGAAUGAUAAUUUAGUGGAUACUAGUCCACUGAAGAGAGAUCCUCUGCAGGACAUUUGCAGAAGAUACAUGGAAGAUCUGAAAAAGAUCUGUUUUUACAGGGAAUUAAACUCAAAGACCACCUUGAAAUUUGUGCAUACAUCUUUUCAUGGGGUUGGACAUGACUAUGUGCAGUUGGCUUUUCAAGCAUUUGGUUUUAAGCCUCCAAUUCCAGUACCAGAACAAAAGGAUCCUGAUCCGGACUUUUCUACUGUUAAAUGCCCAAAUCCUGAAGAGGGAGAAUCUGUGCUGGAACUUUCUUUGAGACUGGCAGAGAAAGAAAAUGCCCGGAUAGUGCUAGCCACAGAUCCUGAUGCAGACCGACUGGCAGUGGCAGAACUUCAGGAGAAUGGUCAUUGGAAAGUUUUCACAGGGAAUGAGCUGGCAGCUCUGUUUGGGUGGUGGAUGUUUGAUUGCUGGAAGAAAAGUAAAUCAAGAAAUGCUGAUGUGAAGAACAUUUAUAUGUUAGCCACCACAGUCUCCUCCAAAAUUCUGAAGGCACUUGCACUUAAAGAAGGAUUCCAUUUUGAAGAAACAUUACCAGGUUUUAAAUGGAUUGGAAGUAGGAUAAAAGACCUCCUGGAAAAUGGGAAAGAAGUCCUUUUUGCAUUUGAAGAGUCUAUUGGUUUUCUGUGUGGAACUUCAGUUUUGGAUAAAGAUGGGGUGAGUGCAGCUGUUGUUGUCGCUGAGAUGGCAUCUUACCUAGAAACCAUGAAUAUAACAUUGAAACAGCAACUGAUUAAGAUUUAUGAAAAAUACGGUUAUCAUAUUUCCAAAACUUCAUAUUUCUUGUGUUAUGAUCCAACUACCAUCAAAAGUAUAUUUGAAAGGCUUCGUAAUUUUGAUUCCCCAAAAGAAUAUCCAAAAUUUUGUGGGGCAUUUGCUAUAUUGCAUAUACGAGACGUUACUACUGGAUAUGACAGCAGCCAGCCUAAUAAAAAAUCAGUGCUGCCUGUGAGUAAAAACAGCCAAAUGAUUACAUUUACGUUUCAAAAUGGCUGUGUUGCUACUCUUCGGACAAGCGGGACAGAACCAAAGAUAAAAUAUUAUGCAGAGAUGUGUGCAUCACCUGACCAAAGUGACACUACCUUACUAGAAGAGGAAUUGAAGAAACUCAUUGAAGCUCUGAUUGAAAAUUUUCUUGAGCCCAGUAAAAAUGGAUUGAUCUGGCGUUCUGUUUAGUGGACACCAGUACCUCAUUACCUUGUGCUGGCGAAUGGAACAGGACAUCCAAGAACUCCGUGCAUUGAAUUUGUGUUAGCAUUCUCUAUCAUCUGUCCGAGUAUCUUUUUCCUUUUAUCUUCUUUCUUUUUUAGUUGGCUGAGUAAACAAACUGUAUAGAUUUGAAAUGAAAAGGUCUGGAGAGAAAUGAUUCAAAUUUUUUCAUGGUUUUGAACAAAAGUCAUUACAUUAAAAGUAUUAUAGUAACAUGUAGUUCUUCCUUUAACAGAAACAGAACAAUACAAAACCGAGUUUUCUUAUUAAAGUGUGAAUAAGCUUAGUUCAAUAUUCUUGUAAUUGUGUAUAGCAUGGUUUAAAAAAAAAGGCAGAUAAAUGCUAUAUAAUUGUAGCGUUAAGGAAGUUAAUGUAUGAAAUUGACAAGAAAAUGGCACUGCUCUCAGAAUAUUGUGGAAAAGUGUCAUUGUUUCAUCAUAGGUAUUAACUUACAAAUUAGAGUAUUUGAAAUAGGGUAUUUAGCAUUUCCAGCUUAGAACAAAUGUACAAUAUGUGAUUUUCAGUUCCUCUGUUUCAGGUGCUCUUGGUGCAGUGUAAGUUUAUUGUAUGUAUUUAAAAUCCCCACAUUUACUGAACAUAAAACAAUAGUGGCAACACUCCUAGUGGCUUUGUUAUUGUCGAAUUUCUCAGUGCCUUCUCAGGGUAUGGUGUGAAUGAAAUAGCAUUUCUGCAUCAAAUAUAAUUUAAUCAGUUAAUUUCAGACAGUUAAGGAAAAUCUUCCAAACUACAUAGGUGCUUCUCCUCCAUAUGAAAUAGAUUUGCUGACUUUAAAACCUUACGAAUGUAAAUAAAAACCUUCAUAAAAGUAGGCUCAGUGUAACUGUAGUUAAGGAUCUUUAUGUUAGAAUUAAGUGUCAAUUAUCAUAGCCUUUAAAUAAAGAAAAAAAUCUAAACUGACAUAAGAGCUCUGAAUUUGUUUAAAAAUCUGACAUUUGAAUUACAUUUUUGUAAGUAAACUUAUUCCUUUAUCGGGUAAAGUAAUACCAAUUUUACUAAGAAAUAAAACAUUCAGUAUUAGGUGUUAUGAAACACUAAAAUUAAAUGUUUUAAUACUAAAGCCCAGUUUAUCCUAACAUCUUGUUGGCUUCUGUAGAAUUUCUGAUCACAAGAGUACUAUUUAUCUUUUGUAAUAUGGAAAAAAAUAUUAGAAGGUCACUUUGGUUGAUUCUGCAGUCUUCCAAAAAAAAAAAAUGAGAAGCUCUGUUUAAUCUUCUUGAAGUGUAUCCUAUCAUACAGAGCUCACAGAAAACUUGAACACAUGUGGUAUAGCUGCAAGAUAACAAUAACAAGGCCAGGGUAUGAUCAUACUAAACAAAUUGCCUAUGGGAGAUAAUGGGUAUUAGAGAAUUUCCUAAAAAAUAUAAUAAUAACAAUAAUAAUAAUAAUACUAUAAAAUUCGAACUGAUUAGGAUAUUUUUUAAAUCAUGGUUUGGUUUGUUGGAGCUAUCAGCUAACAUUUGGUUGAACCCAUAUAAUCCAAAUAUAAUUUUCAAAUUAUUGUAUUGCCACUAUUGUUAACUUGUUCUUUCCUUACUUUCUUGUAGCUGGAUGUUUUAUGACCAUAGAUAAUAGACAGCUGGCUAAACGUAGAGCACCAUAUUUCUGAAUGAGUUUUUUUCCAAAGGCUUUGCACUCAAGAAGUUAUGUAUAGAAUUUUUGUUUUAUUUGCUUUUAGGAAUGUAGACUGUAAUUUAGGAAAUGACCUAUAUUCUAAAAAGUGUUAUGAACAAUGCUGUAUAUAUAGAAAAUAUGUAUAUUUGGUUUUAGUGUCUGUGUUUCAGUGACUGCAGAAUAGAGUGGAACUAAAAUGAUAGAAUAGCCCAUUCAUAAUUACUAAAGCUACACUGAUUGUCAUUCUAUUACAUAGAGAACAGUUUUGUUUGAAUGCUUUAAUAUAAUGCAACAUUUAAGUCAUCUUAAUAAAGGGGAAAAGUUAUUAAAGCUUAGAUUCUUAUCUCAAAAAUUUUAAAAUCCAAAGUUGAAAUUAACAAAAUUUUACAAAUGUUCCCGAAAGAUAUAAAUUGAGGUAAUUAUUUGAUUCUAGCUAAGCUCUCAAGUCUAUCUGAGCAUGAUAUUUAACAUGAACUGACAUAGUGGGUGUAUACUUGCCUAAGAGUAAAUUCAAGUGAACCAAGAGAGACAGGAGUGCUGGCCAGUAGGUCUCAGCCUUGGGCUCUGCAUUGUUUAUCUUUUUCUUUACGAACAAUAUCACGGAGAUUAAUGCAUUCUCACUGAGUGUGUAUCUCAAAACUGGGAUUUUUCUAGGGCUUUGGGGAAAAGAAAAGAAUUAGUGGGGCAAGAUCAAAGCAUAGGUUGCAAAUAAACAGUAAUGAUAAACAAUAGAAAGGUUGCUAAGGUGGCACAGAAAGUGCUUCUUGCGAAGAACAAACUUAUCACCUUAAAUAUAGGGAAAAAACUGACUGUGGGCAAGUUGUUUAUUUGUGUUUAUUUGUUGUGAUGUUGAGCAAAUAGUGAACCUUUUGUUUUCCUUUAUUAGUGACCACUACAGAGACCAAGUUUUAAGAGAUGAGAGCAAGUAUCCCUCUUACUGAUUCAGUUCCUGCAAGGAUGUUGAGAUGGGAACUGGGGAGGGGAUAUAGCAGAAAUAAAAAGGAAUAAAAUAUAGAUUGGGAAAUGAACCUCUGAGAAAAAGUUCAAAGAAUUAAGAUCAUUUAACACUGGGGAGGAGAAAGCUGUUGAGAUAGUUUAAUAAGUUUUAAGUUGUUGAGUUUUUUAUUGAAGGACUUAAAGUAAGAAGUAAUAUGAAAACCUGUUCACCAUGUCCAGUGAGGACAAAAUAAGAAGGACUAAGGAUCUUUAAAAAAAAAAAAAAAGCAACAUGAAAAGUUUAUUAUUUAAGAACUUGGGCAGCAAUCAUUAGAAGCCUUCUAUUUGAAUUUUAUUUUUAAGAGAAUAAAAAUUUUAAAUAUUAAGGGAUAUACUAUAUGGCUUUUACGAGUUCCUUCCAAACUUAAAAAAAAAACAACUCAGGUUGGAACAAAGAUGUCAUAAAGAGCACUGAAAGUAACAUUCGAAUUUCACUCCAUAUUUAGAAGAAUUUAGUUCACAAGACAGUUUUUGUAUAUGUUGAGUGAUAGAUAAGUAUGAGUGCAGUGAAUAAAGACCUGCUUAGAUGUUAUUUUUAAUUUAACCUGGCAAAUUGAGACUUGAACAAAAUUUUGUUCAUUUUGAAGAAUGUAUAGCUUUAUAGGAUAUUUGAGGGAUUUGUUUUAAAGUAUUGUUACUUGGAUGUAGUAACUUCAGCAGACAGAGAGGUUCUAAGAUUGGAGACUGUGGAAUAUCUUUAUAUAGGAAAUAGAACUAUUUCUUAAGCAGAUUGCUUCUGGAAUUGACGCAACAAAGAUAUUAGCUGGAGUUUAAUGGAGAAAUUGUUCUAUGAACUGCUGCUAUCGGUAUUUCUUUCAGAUCUUUUCCAUUGUUGUUUAUGAUGCUUGAAAAAUCUAGAUUCUGCUUGGAUAAAUUUAAUUGUAUGCCUUUUUCUCUCUACCUCCCUCUCCCUAUAUGCCCUUCCACAUUUUGUUACUGUGAAAUGCUAUUGCCCUAUUACCUCACUGACAAGAAAUCUUAACUGUAUCUUUCAGAAUGCUUUAAACUUAUUCAUAAACUAAGUUGGUUUAUAGACUUUUGGUUAUUUUCUUAUUGCGAGAAUAUUUAAGACAUUGUAAGAAGUAAUUUAAAAUCUAUUUCAUAACUUUUUUUUAUCUGUCUGGAUACUAUAUGUUAAUUUAUUAUGGCCUUUUACAAUUCACUUGUCUUCUGAGAUGGCUCUGGAAACUGAUGAGGAAAGAGUCAUACUAACCAAAAUGAAUGUCAAUUGAUCUAGCAUUUUAUUUUCUGUUUCCUUGUACUUUGGGCAUCCAAAGCACAAAAUUAGAAGAAAUAUUUUUUCAUAUUUGUCCCUCUAAGUAUCUUAUCAUAGCCAUAAGGAUUCUAAGUGGGAAGAAGAGAAUUUCUCAUCUGACUCUACACAGCUGGAAAUAAAGUUAGCGUUGACCAUUGAUUACUUUAGAAUAUUCCUCACACUAUUAUAUUCAUUAUGGCAUCUAUUCUCUUUAUUAAUUAAAGACUAUGUACUUUAUAAAGAGAACAUACGAUGAAGAUAAGAGCAAAGCGACAUAGCUAAAGUUUGCUUCUCAAACUUUUCCACCAGCAUGACCCUAAAGCACAGGAGCACGAAUGUAUAGGGGAAGGGGCCUGAGAGCAAAAUCAGAAGCAGCCUCAGAAAUUUUACCACUUGUGAAAUUUUGUGUUCUAUCUUAAGGAUGUAAGCGAAUUUUGCAUUCUCCAUAAUAAAACUGUCGUAAUACAAAAUGAUUCCUUCAAUCUUCACCAUAACUGGUGCUGCUGCGUGAUAACUGGUGUUUAUCACAUGGCCUCUUAGUUUUCUCCCCCAACCUCUCCUCUUCAAGUGCUGCAUAUUCCUGAGGGUUCACACACUGAUUCUCACGUGAGAAAUAUAAACAUAAAACAUAUCUAGGGUAUUCCUUGCUCUUUAAAAGUUGAACUUUGAAAGUAUUAAUGUCAAGUUAAACUGACCUGAAACAGUUAUGUUACCACCAAACUUUAUAUAAUAUAGCCAGAGGUGUUGGCCUGUUUGUUCUCUUUAAUUUGUUGGCAUUCCUUGACUAAGAAGGAGCACCCAGCUCUCAGUUCCCUGAGAGCAGGGAUCAUGAUUUAUUAUUUUUCAUAUUCAUACCACCUAGUAUAGUACCUGUUAUAUAGAGUGCUUAAUUACUGAUAAUAGUAAUGAAGAGAUUUUAUUUUAAAGAAGCAAAUAGUUUUAGAAACAAUCAAAAAUAUUAAUUUUUAAAUUCAGCUUUUAAAACAAUUCUCAUUACUGAAAUUUAUAAUAAAUAAUGUUUAUUAAGCACAUACGCCCUUAAAUAUUCAGUUUCUUUGGAGAAAGCAGAGCAUAUUCCCAUUCGGAAAUUGUGUGUAAUGCCUCGUAUUUUACACUCAAAGCAAGGGGUUGGCCAAAAAGGCUAGAGAAAUGUUUGUGUAGAUUUAAUAUCACUAGUAAAAGUACCAUUUUGAGCCUACUAGUGCUACCUUCCAAGUGAGUCACAACUGAUUUGAUAUAAUUUGGUAUAUUUUUGUCCUUUGUUAUAAUUCAGCAUAUUAUUUUAAAAGAGCCACUCAAGCAAAGGUCUGCAUUUAUAUAUAUGGUGAGGCUUUCUUAUUAUAGGCUAAAAUAAAUUCUUUGUAUACGUCAUUGAAUAUGCCAGAUAAAAUAUAUGCGGUUAAGAAUGAAUUCUUUUUCUGACUGUGUAGCAGUAGUUCAAAAAUGUGCCCUUGUUUUAGCAGUUUCUGUCAACAUCUUCCCAUUUUUUCCCCAUGAGAACACCAGGGUGUAUCAUAAGUGUACUGCCUGUAAGAAUUUGCACUUUAAGUAUUUGUGUGUGGAUUUCUUGUGGUUUUAGCCAAAUGAAGUGUUAUCAGUAAUAAAUAAACUGGUGUCUUUA